CACAAACUUGCAAUUUGAUAAUAUUAUUAUGCUUGACGAAAUGCUAGGACACUGGCCAGCAUAGAUGAAGCUUUGAAAAGGCAGCCAAUUUGGACGAGAAUCAUCACUGCAGACAUCAUGAUCUUUGGCAUCUCCUACGGCGAGCUCGCAGCCAUCCUUGUUGUUGGGGCGGUCGCCUUUGGGCCCAAAGACCUACCCGUUAUUGCAAGGGCCGCUGGGCGGUUAACCGGACAGGCGGUGGGCUAUGUCUCUGCCCUACGGAGCAGGGCACAGACGUUUGCUGAGAAGACACAGCUUGAUGAGCUGCACAAGGAGCUCCAACAGACGAUGUCUCAACUGGAGGCGAUCCGGUACGAGAUCCGCACCGGUGCCAACAUCCUGGUGCCGGGAUCGAUGACUAACCGGCUGGCGACCCGAGCGGUGGAAGCGGCCAAUGCGCGUGUUGGGGGUGCGGGCAAUGCGCAGACGACAGUCACAGCUUCCUCCGUUUCGGUCGAAAGUACGGAACCUCCUGCAAGCGCAUCAAUGGCCUCGCCCGACUCCCCUUCUACUUCUAUGAGCUCGCACUUCCAACAGCAAACUGUCUCCAGACUAGUUACUUCAAACGCUGCCAGUCAAGACUUGCCAGAUUUGACAAGUUUGUCUGCACAAAGCACAGUGUCUGCGAAAAGUGUAGGGGUCGGAAGCUUAGGAUUGAAGCACGCGCAAGAGUUGCUCGAUCGGCGAAGGGAGGGGGUACCGACAGCGGGGACUACGGGCAACACUGGUUUUGAGACUCUGCCGAUCUCGGCAGUGAGUGCGGGGCUGCUUCCGAGGCGGGCAGACGGCGCAAGUGGGGGAGCAGACAUUCUGUCGGACGCCAUUGUUGAACGACAGAUAAGUCUGCAAGCUAACGACUUCAUCAGGAACAUGUCAAAGCCCCCAGAAAACCCACGAUAACGCAUACGUAGGCUAGCCAGUAGAGGCGGCCUGUGCUUGUUCAUAGUUCAUCGCCGCAGUACUGAUGAAAAGCAUCAUGAUCAAGUUCUUACAGGACCCGGCAGCCUGCUAGCACAUCAGCGGCGCUUGGCAUGUCACGGCAGCCUUGCAAAGCGCACAAAGGGCGU
Messenger RNA from Klebsormidium nitens, 1106 nucleotides. The record is from the annotation of a GenBank genome assembly. Lineage: Eukaryota; Viridiplantae; Streptophyta; Klebsormidiophyceae; Klebsormidiales; Klebsormidiaceae.